Polistes canadensis is the source of this 1322-nucleotide messenger RNA. RefSeq names its product probable maleylacetoacetate isomerase 2. Gene Ontology annotation, biological process: glutathione metabolic process; L-phenylalanine catabolic process. Lineage: Eukaryota; Metazoa; Arthropoda; Insecta; Hymenoptera; Vespidae. The coding region runs from base 300 to 953 and encodes 217 amino acids. The record is from RefSeq and is a predicted model, not a curated record. The transcript has 5 exons. Gene Ontology annotation, cellular component: mitochondrion; cytoplasm. Gene Ontology annotation, molecular function: maleylacetoacetate isomerase activity; glutathione transferase activity.
GGUAGCACCGCGAAUGCUUUUUCGACCUAUUAUGUGAUAUCAUAUCGGAAAGGUGAUCAUUGAUUGGCUCGCACUUGGUAGCCCAAGAGUGGGCUACACAAGCACCCGGUUUAUAUCGAAGGUGGUGGAACGGGUUGCCUGGCAAUCGAAUAAAAGGGGGGAAGGAGGAGCGAUUUCGCGCGUUGACCGGAUUCCGAGUUGUUUCUGAUAGAAUCGAGAGCUAAGGUGCGUCUUUUAAUCCUCUUGCUUAAAUAGCAUUUGAAAAUAAAGACAAUACCUGAUCGUCCCGAUACGACGAGAUGUCCGUAAUGGGUAAGCCGGUACUCUAUUCCUAUUGGAGGAGCUCCUGUUCUUGGAGAGUGAGAAUUGCAUUAAAUUUAAAGGAAAUACCUUAUGACAUUAAACCUGUGAGCCUAGUGAAAGGUGGGGGAGAACAACAUUGUAAUGAGUUCCGUGAAAUAAAUCCAAUGGAACAAGUGCCUGCACUUCAUAUCGACAAUCAUACAUUAAUAGAAUCUCUAAAUAUAUUACAAUAUUUGGAAGAAACUAGACCACAUCGUCCACUGAUGCCAGCUGAUCCAGUCAAAAGAGCUAGAGUUAGAGAGAUUUGCGAAGUUAUAGCUAGUGGUAUUCAACCUUUACAGAAUUUAGUUGUCUUGAUAUAUGUCGGUGAAGAACGUAAAAAGGAGUGGGCGCAACAUUGGAUAACGAGAGGUUUUACAGCGGUAGAAAAAUUGUUGUCUUCCAGUGCAGGAAAAUAUUGUGUAGGAGAUGAAAUAACAUUAGCAGAUUGUUGUUUGGUGCCACAAAUUUUCAAUGCCAGAAGGUUUCAUGUUGAUUUAAGACCAUUUCCAACUAUUUUAAGGGUAGAUAGACAUUUAGAAGGGCAUCCAGCUUUCACCGCUGCUCACCCUAAUAACCAGCCUGACUGUCCACCUGAGGCGACCAAGUAGCAAGCAAGGCAGACCACCCUUUUCCUCUUCUAAUUCACUGGAAGUAUGGAAAGAGGUGGUCCAAUUUUGUGUGGUUUGAUAGUGGCAAAAGGUGUUAAAAGUACCCAUGAGCCUUAUUUUGUAUCAAAUUUACUAAGAAAUGACGUUAUCAAGUAACUAACACUACUCUUUAUAUUUAUAGAGUAGAUUUAACAUUCAUAUAAAAGAAUGCAUUUUUGCUUAAAUUUUGAAUAAGCACCUUUAAGAGAGCGUAACGUUAAAUUUGCAAACUAUAUCUUUUGCUAAUUUUAUAUGGAAUAAUACAUUAACAGAUCUGUAAUAUAAUGGUACGUUUUCACCUUUUAUCACUUUUAAACUACAAUUAAGUAC